Messenger RNA from Penicillium oxalicum, 1083 nucleotides. Its product is annotated as 3-oxo-5-alpha-steroid 4-dehydrogenase family protein. Lineage: Eukaryota; Fungi; Ascomycota; Eurotiomycetes; Eurotiales; Aspergillaceae. Bases 1 to 1083 code for a protein of 360 amino acids. The record is from RefSeq and is a predicted model, not a curated record. Gene Ontology annotation, biological process: lipid metabolic process. Gene Ontology annotation, molecular function: oxidoreductase activity, acting on the CH-CH group of donors. The transcript is spliced from 2 exons.
AUGGGAAGCGUAUUGUUCACUACGUGGGAAAACCUUCCAUCUAUCACGGACUUUCACCCUCCGACUCCUGCCGCCUACACCACGGUUCUCACUGUCUUUCAGUACUUCCCCGUGUUCACACUUCUCGAAUGGAUUCUCUCAUGGUAUCCGGCGGGUAAAACAUCCCUCAAAACCUCCCCAUUCAACGUUCCAGGCCGAAUCGCCUGGUUCGCCAUGGAGAUCCUGGGUCCUGUGAACCUGCUCUGGAAUCUUUCUCGGAGCACGCCCUCUUUGGUCGAGCUUCCCAUCACAAACCAGUUGAUAGUUGCCCUGUAUUGCAUUCACUAUGCCAACCGUGCCGUAAUAUCACCCUUCUUUUCGGCUCCGAGUAUGUCGCCCAUUCAUGCUUUCGUGAUGGGCAGCGCCAUGCUCUUCAACUGGAUGAACUCGUCGUGCUUGUCGGGAUGGCUAUCUGGCUACGAGAUUCCUAUUGCGGGAUACCGCACGAAUGGUGCCGAUGCUCUGAGUUCCUCGGGCCCUUCUCCAUUUUCCGGCCGACUCAUGCUCUUCACAGUUGUUGGAGUCAUCCUGUUCUUCUACGGCAUGGCCCAGAACAUCCGUUCGGAGACGACCCUCUUCCGACUUCGAAGAGAAGAGGCAGAGCGGAGAGCUUCGAAGAGAAGCGAGGACGGGUCUCCGGAAAAGAAUGAGGGCAACAAGUAUCAUAAGGUCUACGUGAUCCCCCCGGCCAAGGGAUCCUUUCGAUACAUUCUAUACCCUCACUUUGUCUUUGAGUGGCUGGAGUGGACCGGGUUUGCCCUCGCUGGUCUUGCAGUUUUCCCUUUGACUCUGUCGUCCACCACCACCACCAUGAGAGCGAGCAUUGCUCCCGCUCUACGACCAGCGCCGUGGAUUCUUCCUGCAGCUUGGGCGGCGGAUCGCCUGGGCCUUCCUCUUCCUUUGCCCGCCGUGCUGUUCGUCAUUAAUGCGGUUUCCAACAUGGUACCUCACGCCCGCUGGGGUCGAAAGUGGUAUGUCGAGAAAUUUGGAGCCAAAGCCGUUGCUGGAAGAGGCGCAGUCGUGCCAUGCUGCGAAGUGAUGUAA